UUCGAAGAUCGCUGUAGUUGCUGCAGAGUUGACGACGGUUACAGGAGAUCUGAGUUAAACAGUGAGAAAGUGCUUACCUAUUGUUCUUGCGUUUAUGUGAAAGUGAUUUCCUUUGAAAAACUGUAAUAUUUUGUGAAAAAUUUUGUGAAAACUUACUUUUGUAUAAGGAGUAGUGACAAUGACCUCAUAUACCGACAAAGGACCAAAACCAUUAUUCGGCAAGUUCCUUAGUUUCGACCAUUUAACCUUCUAUGUGGGCAAUGCCAAACAGGCAGCCAGUUACUAUGCAACACGAUUCGGUUUCACGCAUGUAGGCUAUCGGGGUCUAGAGACGGGCCAUCGUCGCCUAGCCAAACACGCCGUCAAACAAAAUCGGAUAAUUUUCGUUUUUGUGUCCGCCUACAAUACUGACGACGCUGAACAUGGUGCCCAUUUGGUGAAGCACGGUGAUGGUGUCAAAGAUAUUGCCUUUGAAGUGAAAGACUUGGAUGCCAUUUUCAAAUAUGCAAAGGAACGUGGCGCUGAGGUGGUGCGUGAAAUUUGGGAAGAAAAAGAUGAAUAUGGUAGCGUACGCUUUGCCACCAUUAAAACGUACGGCGAUACCACACACACCUUUGUCGAUCGCACUAAAUACAAUGGAAAAUUUCUACCCGGCUUCAUAACACCCGCAGCCGACAAUCUGCUUCAGGGCUUACCACCCACAAAACUCGACUUCAUCGAUCAUGUUGUUGGCAAUCAACCCGACUUGGAAAUGGAGAGCGUAGCUGCAUGGUACGAGCGCGUUUUGCAAUUCCAUCGUUUCUGGUCCGUCGAUGAUUCGCAAAUACAUACCGAUUACUCGGCACUGCGUUCGAUUGUUGUGGCUAACUAUGAGGAGAAUGUAAAGAUGCCCAUCAAUGAGCCCGCAAAGGGCAAGAAAAAGUCACAAAUCCAAGAGUAUGUGGAGUAUUACGGUGGGGCAGGCGUACAGCAUAUUGCGCUCAAUACCAGCGAUAUUAUUACAGCAGUGCGCAAUCUGCGCGCUCGUGGUUUAGAAUUUCUCACAAUACCAAAUUCAUACUACGACAUUUUGGAAGAGAAUUUGAAGAACAGUCGUACAAAGAUCAAAGAGGAUAUGAAGCUUUUGAAGGAAUUGAAUAUUUUAAUAGACUACGAUGAAAAUGGUUAUCUGUUGCAAAUCUUCACAAAGAAUCUCCAGGACAGACCAACGCUGUUCAUCGAAGUCAUUCAGCGCCAUAAUCACAAUGGGUUUGGCGCCGGCAAUUUCAAGUCUCUCUUUACGGCAAUUGAAAUGGAACAGGCAAAACGUGGCAACUUAUAGAAUUCAAUAGCAAUAUUUAAUAUUUCUUAAAUUCAAAAUACCUUAUGCAUUAAAAUUUAGUAUAUAAAUCACUUUUAAGUCAUUGUUAAUGGAAAAUA
Molecule: messenger RNA, 1419 nt
Organism: Anastrepha obliqua
Lineage: Eukaryota; Metazoa; Arthropoda; Insecta; Diptera; Tephritidae
Product: 4-hydroxyphenylpyruvate dioxygenase
Exons: 5
Coding region: 179-1321 (380 amino acids)
Biological process (GO): L-tyrosine catabolic process
Cellular component (GO): Golgi membrane; endoplasmic reticulum membrane
Molecular function (GO): 4-hydroxyphenylpyruvate dioxygenase activity
Source: RefSeq, a predicted model, not a curated record